Molecule: messenger RNA, 682 nt
Organism: Bombus huntii
Lineage: Eukaryota; Metazoa; Arthropoda; Insecta; Hymenoptera; Apidae
Product: MORN repeat-containing protein 5
Exons: 4
Coding region: 1-681 (226 amino acids)
Source: RefSeq, a predicted model, not a curated record
AUGAACGUGCAAUCGAAGAAUUCCGGAGAAGAAACGCGUUUCGUCGAUGGAAGCGAAUACAGGGGCACUUGGAACGUACUAGGAAUGGAGGGAAUUGGCAAAUUCGUUCUGCCGCACAAUGCCAUUUUUGAAGGAGAGUUUCGCGACGGUACAUUUCAUGGGCAUGGUAGCUUAUAUUUUCCUCGCCUACAAAGAAUAGAUGGAAUUUGGUCGCAAGGUGAAUGUAAGGACAAACGAUAUACCUUUAACGAUGGAUUAAUUUUUCGUAGCCAUAACUGGGACUACUGCAGAUUCCCUGACAGACGAUAUCAAACGUGCAUUAAACACGGAUUGAGACCUGGUGGAGCAACAUUACGCACAAACGAUCGAAACGAAUUUCUUAUUCCCCCUACGUGCUACGAUGCAGGCAUUGGAAUUUUUAACCCAUGUAAAUAUCAUAUUGUAUCCCACCAAGACUCGAAGAAGGUACUUGAAAUACCAAAUACCAAAUUCACUCGCUGGAUACAGAAGAACUGUCAGAAGGCGUGGUCUGAGCCAACCGGAAAUCGGAAAGACCUUUACGAAAAUUGGUUUCCCGACAAAUUUAACACAAAGUUUCUUUCAACGUUAUUACCAUUUUCGAAUGAGUCUUUCGAACCUUGGUGGAAAAGGUGCAAGCAAAAAUACACAAAAAUUAAAUAAU